Molecule: messenger RNA, 1338 nt
Organism: Aureobasidium musti
Lineage: Eukaryota; Fungi; Ascomycota; Dothideomycetes; Dothideales; Saccotheciaceae
Source: the annotation of a GenBank genome assembly
AUGUCUCAAGCAGUGUUACUUGCUCUCGCUACGCUUCCAGCAGCUCUGGGUCUUCAGCUACCUGGGGGUGUUGGGAAGCUGCCAGCCUUAGGAUGGAACUCAUGGAAUGCCUAUGGUUGUGACAUUGAUGAGGCACGCAUCAUGCAAGCAGCCAAUGCCAUGAAAGACUUGGGCUUCCAAGCCGCUGGCUACGAGUAUGUCAACUCGGACGACUGCUGGUCACAGAUGGCAGGCAGAGAUGCUGUGACACACCAACUUCUACCCAACUUCACAAAGUUUCCGGAGGGUAUCAAAGGCACUGCGAACAAGGUGCAUGACUUGGGCUUCAAGUUCGGCAUCUACUCGAGUGCAGGCACUAUGACAUGUGGCCGCUACCCAGGCUCGAUCGGCUAUGAAGCCAUCGACGCAGAGACCUUCGCUUCAUGGGGUGUUGAUUACCUCAAGUACGACAACUGCUUUCCGCCAGAAGAGUGGUACGAUGACUGUUUGUCUUGCGAGCCUGACCCGAGCUUUUCUCCCACUGGCAUUGUCAAUGGUACUUGUUCGAACAGCACUCCACCUGUGAACCACUACUCGUUCACCCGCCCGAUCCCCAUCUGUGCAGAUGGAUGGCCUGUCGAUGGUAUCAACUAUACCGCCAAGUACACCGCGCUCAAGUUCCGCAUUAUGGGCAAUGCUUUGUUGGCGCAGAACAGGACUAUCUUGUAUAGUCUGUGCGAGUGGGGUGUUGAUCUGCCAUGGACUUGGGCCAAUGGCACGGGUCAGUCAUGGCCUUCGUGGAGCCGUAUUUUGCAGAUCCUGAACCAGAACUCAUUCCUCUCCGACUACGGCGAUUUCUACGGUCACAACGAUGCAGACAUGCUCGAGGUUGGAAAUGGCAACCUCACAGACGAAGAAGUCCGCUCGCACUUCUCGCUCUGGGCCAUGAUGAAGUCGCCCUUGCUCAUUGGUACCGACGUGACAAAGCUCAGUGCUCAUAACAUCGGUGUCUUGCAGAACAAAGCACUGCUCGCAUUCAACCAAGACCCGAUUUAUGGCAAGCCGGCUGCACCGUACAAAUGGGGAAUCAACCCGGAUUGGACUUACAAUACUACAUUCCCAGCUCAGUACUGGUCUGGAGCAUCGUCAAACGGCACGAUGGUGGCUUUGUUCAACCCUUUGAACAACACGGUGUCGAUGACUGCUGACUACAGCGAGAUCCCGGAGCUUGAUGCAGGAGGCUGUUAUCAGGUGUUGGAUAUUUGGAACAGCACUGACCUUGGAUGCAAGAAGAAUAGCGUUACUGUGGAUGUCGCGCCUCACGAUACAGCUGUGCUGCUGUUCGAGCACUCGUGUUGA